AUGAAAUAUCAAAUUCCAAAUGGUUUAGGCACUGGUAUUUCAUUACCACCAAUAUUUGCAAACACUUUAAAUGGUGAUUUGGCAAUUAAUGCAAUUGUAAAUGGAAAAGAAAAUAAUUGGAUUGUAAUUUUCAAUGGGUAUUAUUUAUUAUCAAUUUAUAAAGAAUCAAUUUCAUUAUAUCCACGUAAAUCAAUGGAUUUAAAUACAAACUUUGUACUUAGGAAAAUUGAUGAAAAAAUCGAUAGUGUUUCAUUCCAAUUAUCAAUUCCUCAUUUAAACUUUGUUAUUAACUUUUCAAAGUUGUUGAGAUUUUCAUUGACAAGAGGUAAUCAAUUUGGUAAUGAAAAAUCAAGUCAUGAACAGUGUUUUCAAUUAGUUACACCAGAAGUAACAUGGUUUUUUAAAUCUCAAGAUCAUUUUGAAUGGGUUAGUAGAUUAUCACCUGAAUAUCAAACUUAUUCUCAACCAUCAUCUUUGAUUAAAGAUCAAGUAAUAUUAGGUAAAGUUGAUUCAAGAGGUGUUCAUUUAAAUGAUGAAUCUCCAAUUAUUGAAACUAGAACCAUUCCAACCAUCCAAGUAGUAGAAAAACAAGAAGAACGAGAAGUAGUAGAUCAAGAAGAUCAAGAAAAGCAAGAAGAAGAACAAGAAGAAGAAGAACGAGAAGUAGAAGAAAACCAAGUAGAAAAAGAAGAAGAAGAACAAGAAGAAGAAGAAACAAUUCUUGAAUCUCCAGAACCAAUUGUUGAUCAUGAAAAUCAUUUGAAUGAUUCACCAAAAAGUUUAAAACAAUUACUUGAAGACGAACCUGAAAACCAAAAAGAGGAUAGUUUUUCAGAGGGUAUCAAUCAACAGCAAUCAAAUGACCAUUUUCGAUUAGAUCAACAAUUAAUUAAAAAUGAACAAAAAGAAAACCAAGAUACCUUCUAUGAUCAACACUCCAAUUAA
Molecule: messenger RNA, 945 nt
Organism: Dictyostelium discoideum AX4
Lineage: Eukaryota; Evosea; Eumycetozoa; Dictyosteliales; Dictyosteliaceae
Exons: 4
Coding region: 1-945 (314 amino acids)
Source: RefSeq, a predicted model, not a curated record